Herpailurus yagouaroundi (jaguarundi) is the source of this 414-nucleotide messenger RNA. Its product is annotated as dnaJ homolog subfamily A member 1-like. The transcript has 5 exons. The annotation marks the transcript as partial. Gene Ontology annotation, molecular function: Hsp70 protein binding. Gene Ontology annotation, biological process: protein folding. The record is from RefSeq and is a predicted model, not a curated record. Lineage: Eukaryota; Metazoa; Chordata; Mammalia; Carnivora; Felidae.
AUAGUUCGAGAAAAGAAGAUUCUAGAAGUUCAUAUUGACAAAGGCAUGAAAGAUGGCCAGAAGAUAACAUUCCAUGGUGAAGGAGACCAAGAACCUGGACUGGAACCAGGAGAUAUUAUCAUUGUUUUAGAUCAGAAGGACCAUGCUGUUUUUACUAGGCGAGGAGAGGAUCUUUUCAUGUGUAUGGACAUACAGCUGGUUGAAGCACUGUGCGGCUUUCAAAAGCCAAUAUCUACUCUAGACAACAGAACCAUUGUCAUUACCUCUCAUCCAGGUCAGAUUGUCAAGCAUGGAGAUAUCAAGUGUGUGCUGAAUGAAGGCAUGCCAAUUUAUCGUAGACCAUACGAAAAGGGUCGCCUAAUCAUCGAAUUUAAGGUAAACUUCCCUGAGAAUGGCUUUCUCUCUCCUGAUAAA